This is a messenger RNA of Acytostelium subglobosum LB1, 1074 nucleotides long. RefSeq lists its product as hypothetical. The record is from RefSeq and is a predicted model, not a curated record. The transcript has a single exon. The coding region runs from base 1 to 1074 and encodes 357 amino acids. Lineage: Eukaryota; Evosea; Eumycetozoa; Acytosteliales; Acytosteliaceae.
AUGGAACCAUUUAUUAAUCAUGAACCUACAAUAAUCGAUAAUAAUAAUGCAGAUGCAGAUGAUCAAGUACCAUCACCAAGAGACUUGGUCAAGAAGUUGGCAACACUAUUUGGUCGAUCAAACUUGUACCUCUACGAUAUAUUGGAGGUGAAGAGGAAUGCCUCGAAAGAUGAGAUAAUCAAUUCAUAUCAGGCAAAGGCCAUGCUCAAUCAUGACAAACCUGCAGUGCUCAAACAGUUGAACUCGGCAGUGAACGUGCUUACAAACGAUCGUCGACGCUAUGAGUACGACCAGGAGAAGCCGCUGACAAUGUCCCGCGUCUUCCAGAGCACCGUGAUCAACUUCUCAGCUCGUCUCGUUCAGUUCUCGCUGCACAACGCCGCCGUGUUCUGUCAGUCGACCGCGGCGCUCCUCUCGCCGCAGGCGCAGUUCAACCUGUGGCGCCAGCUGUGGAGCGAUCGACACAUGUUCCACAACUACUCAAAGAACAUCGUCGUUUCAAUCAUCAAGUCAAUGUUCACCGACCAGGCCAAGAUGCAAGCGUCAACAGGCGUUCUGGAGGUGAUCAAGAGGUGCGCGAUCACCGCCCUCGUCAUCGCCCCUUUCAAUCUGGCGAUGACUGCACGUCUGCACGACUAUAGCCUGGGCGGAUUCGGCCAGGUGUUCAAGCUUUUUAACGCCAGGGCGCUGUGGACUUCAUUCGCGGCGCAGUUCCUCAUGGAGAUGACGACCAACGCAUUGAGGCCCGUGGUCGAGGCCGUCAAGGACCACGCAUUCACAUACAAGGAGUCCAAGGGCAUCAAGAAGUUGUUCUACUAUUUGCUGUACAACCCAAUUACCACAUCACUGCUGUACGUGAUGGCAAUGGCACCGGUGGCUACAUUAUUGCAUCAGAGUGAGAUGCAGGCUUUCAUUCCAUUGGCUCAGCGACUCAACAUUGUUCAACUGGCCAAGAACAACUGGCAACAGGGUGGUAUCAAUGCAUUCUAUCGUGGUAUUGUUCCAAUGUCAAUCAGUGCACUCAUCCAAUUCCGUAACAACAAUGUCCAGAUUGGAUCAAUCACAGAUGCCUAA